Messenger RNA from Oryzias latipes (Japanese medaka), 5840 nucleotides. RefSeq names its product apoptotic chromatin condensation inducer 1a (gene acin1a). NCBI's taxonomy places the organism in Eukaryota, Metazoa, Chordata, Actinopteri, Beloniformes, Adrianichthyidae. The record is from RefSeq and is a predicted model, not a curated record. Gene Ontology annotation, molecular function: RNA binding. Gene Ontology annotation, cellular component: ASAP complex; precatalytic spliceosome. Gene Ontology annotation, biological process: RNA splicing.
GUGCAGGAAGGCGUUGCUCUGGCUGGAAACCCGACUAGAGGAUCGGAAAAUGGCGGACCUUGAAGACGUUACGCUGGACGGGAGACCGCUUCAGUCCCUCCGAGUUGCGGAUUUAAAAGCAGCUCUCGAGGAAAGAGGGCUGUCGAAAAGCGGGCAAAAGAAUGCUCUCAUUAAAAGACUCAAAGGGGCUCUCAUGCUCGAGAAUUUGCAGAGAACGUCUACACCUCACAUUGGUCUCCAGCCAAACUCUCAGAUUGGUGAAGAAAUGAGCCAGAACAGUUUUAUUAAACAGUAUUUGGCUAAGCAGCAGGAGCUUCUGAGGCAGCGUCUGGAAAGAGAGGCUCGGGAAGCAUAUGAAACAAACGAACAACAGGACCACGCAGACGUUAACAACAGUACACAAUGCCCUCCCCCUGCCCAGGAUAUCACACAGGGAAUAGCAGGGCAACACAUGCCACCUGACCCAGAGUUUGGGUCACUGAAUGCAGGACAAGGAAACGCUAAUCAGGAAGCUGACGUGUCCAGUCCACCUGCUUCUGGCUCUGUAUCCAUGCGGGUUCCUGCUGUUGAGCAAAGGCAAGAUCGAGGCUUCGCGUCCGGUGAAGCUGCAGGCGACAGCGACGACGAUGACAGCGAAGGUGGAGAAGAGGAACGCAACGACGAUGACUGGGACAGUAACGCUCGAAGGAGAAAUUUCCGAGAACAAGCCAGAGUCCCCGCAGCAAGGGAGAGGUCAGGGGUAUCCCGGCAACCACAGCAGCAACACAUCCCUCCCCUUUUGUCUCCUCAACUCCGCCAACCAACACCUCCUCCCUCCCCUCCUCCAGAGUUAUCAUUUCCUUUACCUGAUACCCCAAAGCAGAGCCCACCCAGUCCCGAUGUCGCCCCAGCCAGACACUCACCCAGUACCUCCAGCUCCGGUUCCUCCAGCAGCGACAGCCGCAGUAGCAGUCCAGAACCGCAGAGGGGUGCACACGCUGAGCGCAAGCCUGGCCCACUGACCCUGCUGGCACGCAAAAUGGCAUCAGAGGGGGCUUUCUCUGGACCAAGUUGGCAUGGCACAGCGGGAGAAGGCGAUAUGCAAGACAACAGGUCUCUAGAGGGUCUGGUAUCUGCCAUCACUCACACAGCAAAUACAGCAGGCCAUAUAUCAUUUCCCAUGAUUCCAGGAACCCACCAGAGUGUCUCUGGUGCGCAUUCUGCUCACACCGAAGUGCCUGUGAGUGUCCUAAGAGCCACAGUGGUAGACGAGAAGGACAGACAGUUUCAGGAAAAUGAAAAAGCACUUGAGUUGGAACGGCAGGAGAAGAUGAAGAAGCUCGAGCAAGAAAGAGCACUUGCUCUCGAGAGGGAAAAAGCUCUGGAAAGAGAGAAAUUGGAGCGACAGCAAGCCUUAGAAAGGGAAGAAAAAGAGAAGGCUUUACAGCGGGAAAGAGAACUUGCUCUGGAAAGAGAAAGGCAGGAGAGGGAGCAAGCGUUGGCUAGGGAAAGGGAGGAGCUAGAAAGGCAGAAGGAGCUUGAAAGACAACGAGCUCUGGAGCAAGAACGCCUGCAGAGAGAAAGAGAGGAGAAGGAAAAGCGGGAGCGGGAGGAAAGGGAGAGGCAGCUGGAGUUGGAGAAAGCCAGGGAGCGGGAGAGAAAACAGCAAGAGAUUGAACAGGCUCUGGAACAAGCAAGAUUGAAGAGAGAAAGAGAAGAGGCAGAGAAAAAGGAGAAGGAAAGAGUCGAGAGGGAAAGAGCUUUGGAGCUUGAACGGCUUGAAAAGGAAAAAAUUGAGAGGGAGAAAGCUUUGGAGAAGGAGAGAAUGGAGAAGGAGAGAAUUGAGAGAGAAAAAGCUUUAGAGCUCCAGAGAAUAGAAAGAGAAAAAGCUCUAGAGCAAGAAAGACUGGAGCAAGAGAGGAAGGAAAAAGAAAGAGUUGAAAGAGAGAAAGCACUUGAGCUUGAGAGAAUAGAGAGGGAAAAACGAGAAAAUGAAGAAAAAGAGAGGCUUGAAAGAGAGCGAGCUUUAGAGCAGGAAAGAAUUGAGAGGGAAGAACGAGAGAAAAAGGAGAAGGAGGCAGCUCUAGAACAGGAGAGGUUGGAGAGGGAAAGGGCUGAAAAAGAAAGGCAAGAACAGUUGGAGAAGGAGAAGGCUCUAGAGCAGGAGAGACUUGAGAAGGAAAGAGCUUUGGAGCUGGAAAGACAGAAAAAGGAGAAAGCUUUGGAAGAAGAAAGAGAAAGGGCUCUGGAACGGGAAAGACUGGAGAAUGAGGAGGCCAUGAAGAAGGAAAAGGAGGAGAAAGCAAAGCUUAUUAGCACAGAAAAGGAGAGUGAGACCUGCCUUUCUCCAUCCAAACCCAAACCUGGUCCCGGGAUUGGUCUGACUUCCCUGCCCGAUCCUUCACUCCUGUCUACAGGAACAGCUAGAAACCUGCCGACAGAAGCAGGAGAGCGUGGAGAUGUUGGUGCUCCGGUGACGACGAGUGAAGCUCAGGCAGCAAAGACUGAAGUAACCGUGUCCCCGCAUAAGAGGUUUCACUUUGUACGGGUCUCCCCGAGUCAACCCCAGUCCUCAUCCACUCCUAUGGUUAUCAAGCGGCCUCGCACGUUCUCAGACACCCCUCAGCCCAGAGGUCAACCCAUCACCGCAUCAAGCAGUGCCAAAGAGCAACAGCUUGAACGGCAAGUGUCCCCCCUUAAGCAGCAAGACCCACAGAAUCUGACAAAUCGAGAAGUUUCAACUGCAGCAGGUCAGUCUGAGCAGAAAGACGCAGCUAAACCUGCGGCGCACCAGAGUCAACAAGAGGAGACCAAAAGGCUUGUGUCUGAAGAAAAACGGGUUGAUUCAGCAAAGGCUUCAAAACAAGACGAGGAAAGCAAGGGUUCUGUAAGCGCAGACACUCCAGAACAGAAGAGUACUGAUGCAAAGAAGAAAAAAACAAGAUCGUCAUCAUCUAAUGACUCCUCCUCUUCAGAGUCAGACUCUGGAUCUUCAUCAUCUCGCUCAUCGAGCUCGUCCUCAUCUUCUCAGGAUAAAAGUUCUUCAAGGGGGAGAGAGGAGGGGAAGCGUGAAAGGGCUUCCUCCCAGCACCACAUGGACACAACAGAAGCCCAGGCAGAGGUCUUGAAAGAAACUAAAAACGUCUCUCUUUGUAGAAAUGUCAAUUCCAUAGAGAACAACAACAAUAUUGAUGGAGAAACUCCCAACAAGCACCUGUCUGAAGCAACAACCAGAGAAUCCAGACAGACCACAGAAAAUGAAGAAGAGGAGGAAAGGGGCAAGCAAAGGCAGGGAAAGGAGACAGCCAUGGUAGAUUCACAGAAGCUCUCAGAGACUGGAGAGGAGACGCCAAAAACCUUCUCAGCGCGUAAGAUCUCUCUUGGCAACAACAAAUCAUCCCCAGGCACAAGCAGCGCAGAGGCGGAGCAGGAGGCUGGGGGAGUGGCUGGUCGCAAAAGGAGAUGGGGCUCCAGCACGGUUGUCACUGCCAAGAAGCCUUCCAUCAGCAUCACCACAGAUUCACUGAAGUCUCUGAUUCCCGACAUCAAACCCAGUUUGGGUCAGGAGGCAGUAGUGGAUCUACAUCCCGAGGAAGCUGCCCUCUCCGGGGCAGAGGAGGAAGACAGGGAGCGCUCGGAGCAGGACCUCCAAAUCCGCCGCACUGUCACACAAGUGGUGCACGCAGAAAGCCCGGAGAAUGGGGAGAACGAGGCAAAGAGGAGCAGGCGACAGGAGGUAGAGGAGGAGGACUGUCGGGCUGAGCAAGACAGAAUAAAGACCCAGGAGGAGCAGGUGGAGGUCUCCCUCCCUGGAACUGUGGAAGCCCAGAUUCCAGCACACACCAGCCCUGAUGUAGAAAUGAACACUGUGACUCCCAGCGACACCCUCAUUCGUCGCUCAAUCAGCCAGCAGAAAACGGGCGUUUCCAUCACCAUCGAUGAUCCUGUCCGCACAGCCCAGCAGCCCUCCCCACCCCGAGGAAAAGUCUCCAAUAUUGUCCACAUAUGCAACCUGGUGAGGCCGUUCACACUGGGACAGCUGAAGGAGCUGCUCAGCAGAACUGGAACGCUGGUGGAGGACGGGUUCUGGAUUGAUAAAAUCAAGUCCCACUGCUACGUCACUUAUUCCAGUGUAGAGGAGGCAGUUGCUACACGGACAGCUCUGCAUGGAGUGAAGUGGCCUCAGAGCAACCCAAAAGUCCUCAGUGUGGACUUCUGCCAGCAGGAUGAGUUGGACUUCCACAAAAGUUUGGGAACAGCAGAACGGCCGGGUGAUGAUCAGGGGCCCGGCCCCGGCCGUGGGCGAGCGCUGGGCCUCCCCCCGCUGCUUCCAGAGCGAGACCAAUGGGCUGAACGGGAGCGGGAGAUGGAGCGCCGAGAGCGGGCUCGGGCAGAGCGCGAGUGGGAUCGGGACAAGAUCAAGGAGUUCGGGAAGCAUGGAGAGGACAAGGAGGGGGGUUCUCGGAGAUCACGUUCCAGGGAGAGGCGACGUAAGGAAAGGGGAAAGAGCAAGGAGAAGAAGGCGGAUAAGAAGGCUGAUGAACCUCCUGCAAAGUUGCUAGAUGAUUUGUUCUGCAAAACUAAAGCAACUCCCUGCAUUUAUUGGCUUCCACUGACUGAUGAACAGUAUGUUCAGCGGCAAGCUGCCCGAGCAGAGCGGAUGAAGGAGCGGGAGAAACUAAGGAAAGAGCUCGAAGAGGAGGAGGAGAAGAAAAGGGAAGAGGAACGCAAGGAACGAAUGAAAGCCACAGGGGCCACAACCGGAGACCAGGGCGAGGGGGAGAAGGACAAGGACCGAGACAGGGAGAGGGACAGAAACAGAGACCGGGGCAGGGACCGGGACCGGGAGAGGGAGAAUGACAAGCGCAGGGAUAGCCAUCGUAGACCAGGGGCCAGCGGGGCAAGCUCCAGCCGGCGUUCACGCAGCCGCAGCGACCCCAGAGACCGGAGGCGCUGAUGGACUCCACCCUCUUUCUUUUGCCUUUCACUACAUGUACUUUGUUACAAUUUAAGACCCAAAAAAAACAACAAAAAAAAACUAAUGAGGACCAACUGAUGUCGAUUCCAUCUGUCACUUUCUUCAAAGCACAUCAACACAGUGGCGCAUAAGGGGACCAUCCUGUUGUUGUUUUCAGAGUGCUGUACAUCUCACUCCUGGCGAGGAUUCAAAUGGAUUUCUUCACUCUCAUCUCUUCAGCUCUCCGUUCUGGUUGUGUAGCGGUAUGCCAUCCCGGGUAGUUUGACUUCUGUACCCAAAGAUUUCCCAUUCGCUCCGACAUUUAGGUGCCAACGAAUGAAUCCGAGUCGGCUGUUGCCCGAGUGGGAAACACUCGACGCAUCAGUGAGAAGCCUUUUCUCCUCCUGCUGCAUGCAGUGCAGGGCCGCUCCCAAGAGUCCUGCUGUUCCGCACAGACGGCGGCAGAAAUCAGAAAAUAUUGGAAUCGGCCUGUUUGGCAUUUUGUACAGACGUAUAAGAUUAUUCAAAGUUGAGUCUUUAAAUAAGGCAGCUUUGGGGUAUUUUUCACUAAGUGUGUAAUAACUACUAAGGCGAUGCAGUGUUCCUCUUUCUCUGUUGAAAAGAGACGAGAUGAUUCUCUGCAGGAGAAAAUCUGUCACAUCUACAAUUUAUGAUUAAGUCCAUGUUAAAUCUAUUUCCCUUCUUUGAUUUCUCUCCUGUAGUGAGAGUACGGGCUGCAGAAGGGGGGGGGGGUCACGUUAAGACUUUCCUCACCAAUGGUUUUAAUAUUGUUUUUAAUUAUUUUAUCAUUUUAGCAUAAAGAUUUGGAUUUUUCUUUUUUUUAUUUCUUUGAGUACACCCAUCAGUGGUGAAUGUACAAAAAUAAAAUUGAAAUUUAAAAUGA